This is a messenger RNA of Colletotrichum gloeosporioides, 2070 nucleotides long. RefSeq lists its product as uncharacterized. The coding region runs from base 1 to 2070 and encodes 689 amino acids. NCBI's taxonomy places the organism in Eukaryota, Fungi, Ascomycota, Sordariomycetes, Glomerellales, Glomerellaceae. The transcript is spliced from 2 exons. The record is from RefSeq and is a predicted model, not a curated record.
AUGGGGUACUCGUUCUUCCCCCAGACUGAGGCGUCUGUCCAGCCUGCUCAGAAGGUGACAUUUGCGAAGUCUCCAAAAGCAACAUUCAAAUCAGAAAUCGACGAGACGAAAGAUGAGUCCAGAAGCUACCUGCACCGGCUGCAGUAUGGAUUGGGGCAAUACGGCAUGAUAAUUAUCGGCGGUGGAACGACGCUCAUACUGGGAAUUCUCGGCUUUCUUCUCUUCCUGUGGUCCGGCGAAGGCUUCGAAGAUGGGAGGACUGCCUCCGUCGCCUGGAGGCGGAUCAUGCUCGACCAAUACAUCACACAAGCAAUCACCCUGUCAACGGUCCUUCUUCGAAGCGCAGUCACUGCACAAUCAGCAAUCUACACAAGCCUCGUCGCCGGCAUCAUAUUGGAAAGACACGGGGUACCUCUGUACAGGGUUGCCGAAAUCUCCAUGAUUCGCUGCGCGAACGAUGGCCCUCUGAGACUGGCAUGGCUGCUUGUAUCCUCUGCCCGCAAGUCUAUCUUACAGGCGGCGCUCGUGAUCAUCCUGCUCCUGACUACUCUUGCGGUCCAGUUCUCUUCGACACUCCUGGUCUCAGAUCUGCGGCUAGCAUCUUUGGUCGGAGAUGCCCGCGAUAGUACUUUGAGACUACACAUGAGUCAGGAUGUGAUUUCACUCAAUCGACAAACGAAUGACUGGAUUUUGCGGCCCAGAGCGUAUGUUCCCUUUGGUGAGGUGCCGUCAUCAGGGAACUCCACGCCAAACAACCUGGGGGUUAGCGACACGGGGGUCUUGAACAGAGUCUUUCUGCCUGUUUCUUCGGAGAGAAUGUCAUCAUUGCGCGCUUACGAAGGCAAAGGCUACGGAUUUGACUCCCGGUUCGUUUGCAUGCGUCCCUCAGUCUCCGCCGCCCUAUCCAUGACAGUGCCCCCUUCCUCAACCAGUCUGCUGUCUUUCUACCUCGCACUUGUUGGCAACAUAUCAAUCCAGGCAACGUUUAGCGAGGCGGGGCUGCAAUUACCACCAGGUUGCGAGGACGGGACGUGCUUCCCUUCGUCCUUCAAUUGCUCCCUCCCACAAUUCCAAUAUACCGAAGCACAAGCCAAGCAGGGUCUGACGAACGGUCUAUGCCUGCCAGACGGCAGCAACGCCAGAGCAAGCGCCCAAAACUUCACGAUUUCAGGUGAGCCUGUGACAGCUUGGUCGGAGGCUUUCUUGUUCUUUCGCACGAACGGAACACAUGAGUUGUGGAGGAGCUCUGAUGGACGCUUCUUGAGCGUCAACCUCGCCUUGCCAAACGUCUCAUACACUGACGGGGAGUGGAUCACAUACGAACGCCCUAUCUCCGAACUCACCCCCGAGGGCAGACGGAUCGACAAGGGCGUUCUGAGGCUGGACAUGACGAUCUGCUUUCAACAAGUCGCUAUCAAUUUUGCCGACGUCAAGGUCUCGAGUGAAAAGGACUUGACAGAACCUAAAGUGACCUGGGACGCCGACGGAAAGGUAUGGGAUACUCGCAAAGUCCAACGGCAACUGGGUAUUGGGCCUCGAUCCAACACCACAACCCGGCGUGGCAUCUACAGCGUCGACUUCGUUCAAAAUCGACAACAUCUCAACGCCACGCAGUAUCUCACUAACAAAAUCAUCAACGAUCUCUACAACUCGCCGCGCGAUAACAUCUCGAUCUUCAUGGAUCCGCUCGGAAGCGGAAUCUCCCACGUAAAGCCUAAUGUCGAAUACCAAGCCAUCUUCUCCGACAUUCUCAACGCGACCAACAGACCUGGUGUGGCGAUGCAGUCCACUUUGACAGCUUUGUCAGGCUCGAUCAUCAACGAUGCGCUCCCGCAGUUCGACGUCAAGGGAAACGCAGUGUUGACUUCGUCUCUUAACGUGCUGACGCCGCAGAGCUUUCGUGGUCUUAUGGUUGUGUUUGGUGUGGUUGCAUUGAAUAUGGCAGUCGGCCUGACUUUGAUCCUCAUCUUCAUGGUGCAGUGCAGGUACUCUAGCCAAGUCAAUUGUGCGAUCAAGAUGCUCAUGUGCGAGUUGUCAGAUCAAGUCGGAGUGGACGGGUCAGAGCAGUGA